Plasmodium cynomolgi strain B is the source of this 3777-nucleotide messenger RNA. RefSeq lists its product as hypothetical. The transcript has 3 exons. Bases 1 to 3777 code for a protein of 1258 amino acids. The record is from RefSeq and is a predicted model, not a curated record. Lineage: Eukaryota; Apicomplexa; Aconoidasida; Haemosporida; Plasmodiidae.
AUGGGGGUUCCUCCAUGUGGAGUUACAACAGAACGGCAGUUAAAACGGAUAAGCCAAUUUUGCAGAAAGGGGGAAGAGCCAAGUGGUGAAAAUGUGAAAAAUGUGAAUUACGUGGGAGGUACACAAAAGGGUCUUCUACCACAGUCCACCCAGGGAAGAAACUCAUAUGGGAGCAGCGCCAUGCUGACGAGGAAGCCUACUGGAGAGCUCGUUAACCCUUAUGAACCCUCUACGUAUGGCAAAAAAAAGGAAGCCAUAUACUCAGAAAGUGGUGAUAUAAUCCCUAAUCAAGGAACGGAUAUCGGAAAGGAGAAACAAAAGCAAAAUGGCUCACAUGAUGAAAAUUUCAUUUUUAGGGAAAAGAGUCAUAAAAGGUUCGUAAACCAUGAGGACAACAUAACCCUUUUGGUGAGCAUUUUUAUAUGUAUAAAUAAUUUAAUUAACAAUUUUGACGUGAUCACGGCGCAUCGGAUAGUAGACAAGUUUUCCAUUUUGAGCAUAUACAAGAAAAUAAAGAAGGGUGAAAGGAUGAUGCUAAAAAAAGGCGCACCCUGGAAAGAGUCAUUUCGACAAAACGCAAAAAAGGGCAUCAACACGCGUAGAAGUAACCUAAAUUGCGAUACCAAACGAGAGAAGGGAAACACAAAUAUACACAGGGGAGAGGUUUCAACGUGGAUGGAACAGCGAUCCAUUUUUGACGCAUGUCUAAGUGAUCGAAACGAUGAGAAGUGGCCUUCCCCUUAUGACCCUUUUAGAAAAAUAAGAAAUUAUUCCUUCUUUAAUAAAAACGAAAUUGAUGUGAAAAAAAAUCUGGAAACAAAAUUAAACAUGAAAAAUGACAAGUCCCAUCUGCACAUUGUCGAUAUAUAUAAGUACAUUCACUACAAUUCGGUUUAUGCCCUCGUUAUAUAUUACUGUUUGUGUAAUGGCCCCCAAUCGGGGGGAGAUCUAACGAAAUUAUUAUCCCCCAAGAAGGGAAAAAGAACUUCCAACCGGUUGGAACACCUGUUUGAAAGAGCCAAAAAAAAAUGCAGUUGUGAUAUCUAUGCAUUUAUUCUGAGGGCGGAAUUAUUACUUACAGUUAAAAGCCGAAUAUGUGGAAUGAGUGGGCUUAUAGCAAGACCGGUGUUGCAUCAAUCAAAUUGGGACCCCAUCCUGUUAACACUAUACUUUUACCUUCUAAAGAAUUCAGUUAGCCUAAAUGGAACGAAGGCGUUCGAUGCAUCCAUCGGAUUGAAAUUCACGUACUUGUUUAAAAUCAAAAUGAAUACCCUUGCUACAAAUUUACUGAUUUAUCAUAACUUUAUUUUACUCCUUUUAAGUAGUUUCCAAAAGUACAGUUUGCGCAAACGUCUAGAUAAAAGCUGCGACACUGGCAGUGGUAAUAUGGCUAUGUCUCUGCAGAGGUGCACCCGGGGGAGGAAAAAAGAAAAGAGGGGGCACUUAACAGGGCACUCACAUUUGCAGAAUGGCGUCGCCAAGAAUGACACUGCCAAGAAUGACACUACCAAGAAUGACACCGCGAAGAAUGACACUGCCAAGAAUGAUACUACCAAGAAUGACACCGCGAAGAGACGAUGCGCGGAUAGAAUUUUCCUUUACCACGAAUGCUCCCACGAGUUCUUCAGUGAGUACACAAAUUUGAUAUUGACCAAUUCGUGCAACUGGCUAUGUGGGAGGUGCUACUUUAGGAGCCUGCUGGAUGUCUACUUCUACCUGCUGCGUGUGAUGAUAAGGAAUGGGCGCAAAGGGGAAGGGACACAGAGUAGGAAGAAACGAGGAUUCUACUACCGCCAGGGAGAUAUUCGCAAACUCAUGGGAGGUAUCAAAAAAGGAGAGCCCAAUUUUGCCAACAUGUUAUGUUCCAACCUAAUUAGCUUCUACCGAAAGCAUUGCAUAGUCUUACCCGCAGAAGUAGAAGUAGAGGUGCUUAUCUUUUUAUACAAACUAGCGUGCAAAUUCACAUCCGAGCGGCACAUCACUUACAUUACGAAUUUGAUCAAAAUGAGAAGGCACACUUAUGUAAGAAGAAAAAAAUGGCACCUUAUUUUUCGACUUUUGGUAAACAUAAACGAGUAUGACAAAUUAGACUUCCUUUUUAAACUACUCUUUAAAGAUAUGUCCAUUUUUGAUUUUUUAAAGUAUAACAGAAAUAUGUUUCUGUCGCUGAAUGUGUACAAUUUCAAUUGCGACCUUAGCGUUUCUCUCAAUAGCAGCUGUUUAUUGUACAACCAAGCAUUGUGCAAGCUAGGUCCCCCGCGUGACGGGGUAAACGAGUAUUACCUUGCAGAGCGGCAGCCUGGGGGAAGUGUACCAGGGAGUGCCACCCAAAGGGUAGAUAACCACUCGGGUGAUGAUGCGGCUCCAAAUAGAGGCACCAUUCGGAGACGCAAAAAUGCUCAGGCGAAUGUGAGCAGCGGCGGUAGCAGCGCCAAUAAUCGCGCCAAUAAUCACGCCAGUAAUCACGUCAGUAAUCACCCUCUGCAACGCGGUGGAAAAAUUAAAAAUGAAAAAGUUUUGCACCUACUGAAUGCCGUGCACGAUUUGUACAGAAAAGAAAAACAGGAGAAAAACAGGGCAGAGCAAAACCAAGUAAACAUUUCGUACAAUUUUAAAGGAUUAAAAUUUUCAGAUUUAAUCAAUUUUUACGAAGAGAAUUACGUCAAAACAUUUGAAAAGAGAAAGAUGAUCCCCUCCGCUUCUCCCUUUAUAUUUUAUGAUGACCAUUUGUUUGUCUACAUAUUGUCCUUCUACGUGGUGCACUACUGCAAAGAGUUUUCUAAAUGCGACAUGGAAAUAUUAGCACGGGUUUAUAAACAAGUGGGACUGAAGCAUGAGCUGUACGAACUGCUAAAUCGGGAAGCGAACAGCUGUGUGCAAAGUUUACAGGGAGAUAAAGACGUGUUUGACCUAUUGCACGUUCGUACAAUAAUCGUUUGCAUAAACCUGCUACACCAUUGCGCUCUCAUAUUACUAGAAAUGGACAAUUUAUAUGAGUACCACACGAACUUGAACGAUAUUUACCUCCUAAUUUUGCAGCUCAAAUAUGUAUAUUUGCACAAUAAGCUACAUUUACAACAAGGAAAAAGCAGCAAUUUUUUAGCUUAUUUCGACAAAUGCAUUGUUUUCAACAAUUUGGGGCGUAAAAAAUUGUACGAAAAGAGCUUUGAAAAGAUGUUUGACCACGUCGUGCAGGAGAACAUUCCGAUUGGCAACUACAAAAUAAACUUCCUCAAUUUAGGUCUUGAAGAUUUUAUUUCGUUGGUGGAGCAACACCCUGUGUUUUACGAGACGCUGAUUUUGUUGAAGGCGUACGAAAAAAAUUACGACGAUCUGGUGUACGCCUUUAUCCCCAAAAUUUUAUACAUUCAGGUUAUCCUUCACGGCAAUAAAAAAUAUUUAAGGGACUACUGCUCCUACAGUUGCGUCGACAACAACACCAUAAAAUAUGUGGCUAAGUUGUUUCAAAUUAAUAGCAUUCACUUAAAAUUACAUAAAAAUUUCCCAACCGAAAAGUAUAAGUAUUUGAAUGCCAAGAACGACGUGCUGACUUUUGAUUUUUCUCGGUACAUUUUAUCCGCCAUAAAUAUACAACCCACUCGAGCGGGGGAAAAAGGAACAAUCUGGGAUUACGCCCAUCACGUACGUUCGCUGAAGCACGUGCUGGGCCAAACAAGCAAUAUCGAUUUGAAAAUGAAGGUUUGCAAAAGGCUCGGACCCGACUUUGAUGACUUGUUUUGUGAAUGCAGGAACAUUUUGAACUUAACAAUGAACUAG